Chilo suppressalis (striped riceborer) is the source of this 20207-nucleotide messenger RNA. The record is from the annotation of a GenBank genome assembly. NCBI's taxonomy places the organism in Eukaryota, Metazoa, Arthropoda, Insecta, Lepidoptera, Crambidae.
CGUAUUCGCUGUUUGUGAAUUUGACAGCAGUCUGUCCUUGUCAUGCUUUAUAAGGAAUAAAAAGGGCACACUGAUGUCAAGUUUACAAAUAGCAAACCAAAAUAGCCAGUUAAGUGCCGUCAUCAAGAGCAUUGAGCGCAGCACUCUCGGCCUUUCUUGUAAUGUUUGUUUACAUUGAGAAGAAUAUCAAAAUUAAUUAUUUACACAACUGUUGUUUACCGGUUGCAGAAAAAUUUAAUUGUAAAGUUACGAUAGUAUGAGAAAUGGUAUAAUAUAUUGGUUUAAAUUUAACCUAAAAUGAUUUUACAAAUCGCUCUAAUAGUUACUACAGUCAAGGUUUUCUUCAUACCGUUUUACUUUUCUACAGAUUUUGAGGUUCAUCGAAACUGGUUGGCUGUAACACACAACCUGACGAUUUCAGAGUGGUAUUAUGAUACUACUUCAGAAUGGACACUGGAUUAUCCUCCAUUCUUCGCUUGGCUGGAAUACGCUUUGUCUCAUAUCGCUAAAUUCUUUGAUCCUGAAAUGCUGCAUUUGAAGAAUUUGAAUUACAGUUCUGACAUGACCGUGUUGUUUCAAAGACUUUCUGUAAUAGUUUUGGAUUUAGUUUACUUCUUUGGAGCUAAAAGUUGUUCCAAUCUAAUUAGUAAUGGAAAGCUACUAGUGUACAUAUUAUUGGUUACUAAUGCUGGAUUAUUGAUGGUUGACCAUAUACAUUUUCAAUAUAAUGGUUUCCUUUAUGGCCUUCUUCUGUUUUCUAUAUCCAAUAUGAUAAAGGGUAACAACAUCCAAUCAGCAUUGUGGUUUGCUGUGUUAUUGAAUUUUAAACACAUUUAUUUGUAUGUGGCCCCUGUAUAUGUGGUUUAUUUACUCAGAGCAUAUUGCUUCACAGUGCCAACUGAAGAUGGCUCUCAUACUCCUUGGUAUACAUUUUCCAUGCUAAACUUAAUGAAACUUGCCAUUGCUGUUAUUGGUAUAUUUGGCUUAUCAUAUGGCCCAUUCAUUGAUCAUAUCCCCCAGAUUGUUUCCAGACUGUUUCCAUUUAAAAGAGGAUUAUCACAUGCAUAUUGGGCACCUAACUUCUGGGCAUUAUACAAUUUUGCUGAUAAAGUUCUGUUUUACGCACUAAAAAAGGCUGGUGUUGAGGUUCCGAAAUCAGAAGCUGCAAUGACCGGUGGAUUGGUUCAAGAAUAUGAUCAUGCUGUCCUUCCAUCAGUGAAACCUAUAAUCACAUUCAUACUGACAUUCCUCUCAAUGGUACCUGCCUUGAUAAAGUUAUGGCAUCUGGGAGCUGACCGCCGAUAUAGGGGCUUGAGUUUUGUAAGAUGCAUGAUCGUCUGUGCAGCCUGUUCAUUCAUGUUUGGUUGGCAUGUGCAUGAAAAAGCAAUCUUAAUGAUAAUUAUACCGCUAAGUUUCAUGUCUGUGCUUGGCGAAGUUGACGGAAGGCUAUUUUUGAUUUUAUCUGUGGUUGGACAUUAUUCGUUAUUCCCUCUGCUAUAUCCGAAAAAUCUGCUUUCGAUUAAAUUAUUUAUAUUGUUUACAUAUUCAGCAAUUGGUUUUAGUAACAUUCCGUUCUUUUAUAUGCCAGCCAAGCUAAAAGGUGCUAGGAGGCGCAGAUAUUUCAGAUUACCACUUUUAAGUCAUACUGAAACAUUGUACUUAUAUGGUCUUUUAGCGUUUUUUAUUUAUGAAAAUGUUAUUCAUCCCGCCUGGGGUCUGGACAAAACUUUACCAUUUUUACCUUUGAUGAUUACGUCCGUGUAUUGUUCGAUAGGAGUAACAUAUUUCUAUGUUGAUUAUUAUUAUUAUUAUUUGAAGUUCAAUCUUAGUGCUGUUCCAACGGUUGCCGUGAAUUUAAGUAAAUAUAAUAAGAAAGCAAACUAGCUUUGUAAGUUAUAAGGACUUUCUUUAUUUUCCCCAGUUAUACUCUCCCAAAAAGUUCCUGUUUGUCCACCUAAAAAGUAAAGUUUUACUUAAACAUCCACCUUAUAACAUUGUUUUCUUUUAGAAACACUGAGAUCUCGAUGAAAUGCGUAAUUAAUUUUAUAAAUAAGGGCUAAAUUAUCAUAUUUGCAAAUAUAUAAAAUAAGUGCCAAACCUACGCAGAACUCAUGGGAGGCAUUCAGACUUGGGUAAUUAUUUAAACCAAAAAAAUACCUACGUGGCGGUUGGAGCUUAUGAUGCUGCUUUGUUGACAUACACAAGUUAUUAAAUGAUGUAAAGAUUAUAUCGUUGUCAUAGAUUAAAAAGACUGUCUUUAUUUCAAAUCUUAUAUUUAAAAUUAGGUAAGUAUGUAAACAACACAUUCAAUAAAUAUUUAUAAAUCCAUGCGGAAUAAAUAGAGGUAAGAAAUAUAAUAGUCGAUAGGUUUCCUAAUAAAAUUACCUAAUAAAGAUAUUAGUUCUAUUCCUUUUAGCUGACAUUUUUUUUAUAAUAUUGAUAUAUUGAUCUUUAUUUAUAGAUUGUAUUGUAAUAAUCACUAGUUCCACAUUUUUAUCGUAAUGCAAUUUUCAAAGAACUCUGUCAAUCACCUUUUCUAAUAGAAAGGUUUUCUUAUGUAAGUAGGUAUAUCAAUCUUCAUGCUGUAGUAUUACUGCCAGUGUGUGUAAUGGAAAUCUCAUUAAAUGGCUGAACCCAUUUCGAUAAAAAAUUGUAUGUAUUCUAGUAAGAUGUGUGAGAGCGAUUCGGAUGGGUAAGAUUUACAAUAUGACAAUAACGUCUGCGGGACCCGCUAGUAAUGUUGUAAAUAUGAAAGGAGAUUGGGCAUUUUAGGGAUUUUUAUCUCUCAAUUGUACACUAAUGAAAAUACUGUCAAAAAUCCUUAACCAAAAUUAAUGACUAAAUACCAAAUUUCAGCAAUUUUCGUACUCAGAAAAAUAUGCGAUAUUUUUAAAAUGAAGAAUGAUUUCCUAUGUGAUAAGCUCGGUGCUUGGUGGCCAGUUGCUAUACGGGACGUCGGUCGUCUCGACAAUCCAAGCGAUAUCCGGAUCCCGCGUUCCGAAACGUCAACUUAGGUUUCCAAUGUUAACCUAUUCAUGUUCAUGGACGUAUAAAAAAAGGCGGACAGAGUCCCGGCAAACAACAAACUGUGUCGCUCAGAGUCGGCCAGGUCGCUAUAUGUACAAGCCGGCACACACACAUUCACACCAUAGUCAGCCAUUACGCGUGCAAACGUCAAAGCAGCCGAUACGUUAAGUGGAGAUAAAAAUAAGUUAAAACAAGAUGUCUUGCGUGGUAAAAUGGUGUAAAAACCGUAGUGACCGAAAGAAAAAAAAUCCAGGAAUCACGUUUCAUGGGUAAAUGAACAAUAUAAUCACUUUUUUCUAGUUUUUAGAAAUCGAAAUCAAUUUUCAUUCUAAGCACAAAAUAAUUAAUCUAAAGUCCAGUGUUGUCAAUGUUCACGUAACCAUAUUACCUAAAAUAUGGGAAAUUGGGGUGACAUUAGCUUCAAUCUAUUAUUUGUUAUUCUUUUUUAUCAGAUUCCCUAAAGAAAAUGUAGAAUGGAGAAAUGACUGGAUCCAAGUUAUUAGGAAUUGUAACGGAGAUGAUGAAUGGAUUCCAAAUAAAUAUAGUGUCAUUUGCAGUAUCCAUUUUGAAGCUGGAGACUUAUAUACUACUAAAAGAGGACUCCGGCGUGUUGUUACGCAUGCAGUACCUCAAAAGGUAAAUUAAAAAAUUUAACCGACUUCAAAAAGAAAGGGGUUCUAUACGUCAUAUUUGUUAUUUUUUUUUUCAAUUGUUGUUCGUGCAUAUCUCCGAGAUUCGUGGACCGAUUUUGAUGAUUAUUUUUUUGUUUGAAUCAGUUUAUUAGCGAGAUGGCUGUAUUAAUUAAGUGCAGAGCUGAUGAGUAUUUUCGGAUUGAAACAAUGGAACUCCUCAAUUACAAACAGUACUCAAUGCAUGUUUUGUUAAUUUAAGAAAUAUAAAAAAGAAUGCAGGCCUGGCCAGGCAUAUUUAGGUGAUUUACUCUGGCUUAUGAAAAGUGGAAAAUAUAAACUUUUUCAUACAAAAAUAAAAACAGACUUCAUGUUAGUUUUCCAAUUACAGAGCAUAAUGCGACUCAGUGGCUACCAAUGCCGAAUUAUGCUGAUGAUUAAUUGGAACGUGAAUUAGUUUUCAAAUGCACCAGCAAAGUGCGCUAAGUUCAGUGUUGAAAAAAAAGUGGAAUAUAAAAAAAGUCAAUAUUUGUUAUAUAUAAUAGUUUGAAUUAACUUUGAUUAUUUAAAAAAACCUACAAUGAAACAAAAGUUUUAAAAUAUUUUCAACGAUAAAUAAUAUUACUAACGAUAAUAUUUAAACAAAACAUUUCGAUCAAUGCCAACUUAAAAACAGUGCGUAUGAACACAAUUUUCGCCUUUCCAGUAUAGAUCGAAACGGUGCAGUGUGUUAAAUUUUUGCCACGGGACCAACGUUCGACGCAUCACCGCGGUCGUCGGUUCAAAUCCCGCACUCGUGUUUUAUUUUUUAUUAUAUUUUUUUUCCAUUUUUUAUAUAUUUGUUUUAGACCCCAGCACCUGUUCUUAUUUUUAUUUGUCUCCCUUUUAUUUAGACUUUAUAAUUAUAAUUUUUGGACCUAAGGUGGUAAACUGUGGAGCAUGUGGAAGUUUUUUGGCGCCGGGCAAUGCUGUUGUUUGCUGUGCUUGCCCAAUAAAAUAUCAUAAGGCCUGCCUCGCCAUCUAUUAAUAUCAGAGAAAAAACUUGAAUUAAUAUCAAAGAAAAAAAAUACUGCAUAAAUAAAUAGUAUUAUUGCAUAAGUUGACAAAUAAUUCUAUGCAAUAGCUUUACCGCGGCAGUGCCCGAGUUACUUUUAUAAUAAAACAUAAUCUUUCUGUUGUGUUGUUUAAUUUACUAAAUUUGACAUACAUAACAAAGUAUGUUUUGUAAUCUUAUCAUUGGAUCUGUAAUUUGUCGGAUUACAAGGUACUCUUUUGUAAAAAAAUUCGGACUAUAGGGGGUCUUAGGCAGUACUCUAUAAUCCGACAAAUUCGAUAGUUCGACACUGCCCUGCAAAAUGUUUGUCGGACUACCGGGGAUCCACUGCAUUCUUUUAAGACCCUUUACUUUGAUACCUCGCUUGACGGGUUAUAAGCAUUUUUUUUCUAAAGGUUUCAUUUUGGCGCGUUAUUAUUGGGCAUACAUACAUGCAUACACGCUCGAAAAACAUUAUCCACCGCAGUCGGGUAAAAUUUUGAACAAUUAAAAUAUUUUGAUCUUUUUACUGUGUUUUAUUGGUAAAAAAUUGGCUAACCUAGCAACCCUGCAUUCACUCACUCAUAGAUAACCGCCGCCAUUACGGUGCCUCACUUUUGUCUUAGCCGAAAUUCUGUCCGCCUUUUUUUAUACGUCCUUGUUCAUGUUAUUAACAUUGUUAGAACUAGUCCAAGAUACGAAAAUACAUAUACAAAGAAUAAUAGAACAUAUUAUUCGUGUGAAUAUGAUUUAUCUACAAAAGACGACUUAAUGUGAACAGUGUCUGUCAGUGUCACUGUGAUCACUGUCACUGUGAUCACUGUCAGAACUCAGAUCUGUCUGUCAGUCGAUUUCUUGCUAUAUUGCCGUGUAAAUUGAUGAUAAUGACGAAUGCUAAAUAAUAAAAUGUGUAAACAAAUGUUACCUGCAGCACUGCUCAACCCCUUUUAGGAUUAUGUGCGUAAUUAUGGGUAUGUAAUAUUAAGAUUACAGUAGUUGCAUAGUAGCGGGAAUCGUAAAAAGAGGUCAUGUAGACAUAUUUCUUUAAAGUCCAAUAACUUUGCUCAGAGAGUACGGAUUUUAAAGAAAUAAAAAAAUCCUAAAAGUAUUAAGUAUAAGCAAUAUUUUUAAGCUUAUUUGAUUGAUGUACAAAAAUCUUUAGUUCGUCCCCAAGCUCCAUACUAAGAUGCCCAAUCUCCUUUGUAUUUGCAUUGAUUCGUUUCGGAUGAUCGAAUUGUAAAAACCAGUUAACGUAAUUGAUACUAUCGCAUUAAAAACUAUGCAUUGCACCGUUUUCAAACAACAACAAAAGAAAUAUCAAAUAAUGUAUAUAGGUAGUUAGUUAGCUAAAUGUUUACGGUCAACGGUGUGGAUGAAGAAGUUUCAUGAGCCGGUUUUGCCAGCGACGUCGCUGGGUUUCGCUACACGGUCGAAUCUUUUCCGGUUCAUCAGGGAACGACGGGGGAUAGAAUAAUCUGAAACGAAAUUUGGGUGUAGUAGAAAAACGUUUACAUAAAUAGGCAACAGCAUUAAAAUCGGUCAAACUCAUAAUCAGGUAAACCAGGGUAUGAAGCGGGAUGCCGCUCUUUUGUCGUAUUGUGCCCCGGACUAAUAAUAAGAACUUGCCUGGUGUUAAGAGUUCAUAAUGUUGUUGCCUCCCUCAGGCUGGAAUCAAAAUUAUUUUAGGCACCUACUAAUGGGUGCCCGCGACUUCGUCUGUGUGUUAAUGUUUCCCAUAUGUAUAAUUUGUACAAACUUACACCUGUACGCCCCUUAAACGGUGAUUUCUGGAAUAAAAAAAUAUCCUAUGCUUUUCGUAUAAUAUCUUUAUACCUUUCAUCUAAAUCGGUUCAGUGAAUUGAGCGCGAAGAAGAGGAAGGCUCACUUUCGCAUUUAUAACAUUAGUAUGGAUAUGGAAGUAAAGAAGAAGAAGAAGUAUUAUUUGUGUUUGGAUACAAGCAAAAACUCACUCUCUAGUUUCUUUCCUAGGCAGAACUACGUCAGGAUAAACCUUAUGUGCAGCCGUUGUGCUUUUUCCCAUUGAUGCAGUACUUUUAGAACUACUGUGUCCACUUGUCGAGGACCUAAAAGGUACAAAAUAUAUUUAUGCCAAAUUCCCGUUUUCUUGUAGGCUAAUAUGGGUUGCUUAACGAUGGAAAGGCGGUCGGCAGCGAUGCGAUGAGCAAUUUCAAUGUGAAAUAAUUUUUAACGUUGUCUACAUUAUAAUAAUAUGUAGGUAACUCGCGAGCCGAAGUGGAUGAAAUCGCGCGCUUCGAGCUAUCGACGUGUGAUUUAGCGCGGCAUACGAUUAGGUAUGUCAUUCUCAUACAUUUUUUUUUCUAACUUCGCUUCGUUAUCGUUUUUAAAUUGUUACUCUAAGCCUCCUGUCCCCCUAGCAUGAGCACCGCGAUAUGAUAUAAGUAUAGCUCGUUUUUAUCACGCUGAACUGUCAAAUUACUAUGGAGUUUGACAGUUAGGCGCGAUAAAAAACGUGAUAUAAUGUAAAUUGGGGUGCUCAUGCUAUGGGGACUGGUCUUUUAAGUUUGUAGAUAAAGUUUAAAAUUAUUUCAUGCUGAAAGCACUCGCUGCGUUUGUCGCUGCCGGCUGCUGCUAUUCCGGUGGGAAUAGGUCCUUAGUUGGAGAGGCACCAUUAGAAGAUUCAAAAAGAGUCUACUAGACUCUCUUAGCUUAGGCGCCGACAUUAUCGGGUCGGUGGGGGCUCGUUUCGUUUUCGUUUCUGUACCGAAUCAAUACAGAUUCUUUACCUAGAACCACUUCUUGAUUGGCUCGGUUUCAGUGAGGUAUCGUUUUGUUUUGUUUGCUAUAAUUUUGUUUGCGGGAGUGACGGGAGGGACGGGCUUGUGGAAUGUUUCGGUAGCACUCGAUAAAGAAAGAAAGUAAACUCUCAUUUAAUAACAUGCACUUGGUAAAUAAUCUGUACGGAUUCGGCACAGAAACGAAAACAAAACGAAUAUGGUACUAGGGCAUUACUAGGGCUAGCCAAAUUCUGUGAUGGGCGUGGCUUGCACUGUUCAGGGACUGCUUCGUGGAGUAAUACUCUUUCUCCUUCGCUCAAAUAAAUUUCUACGUAAGUAGACUUAAACAGGUAUAGACAGGGCAAAACAAAUCAUAAACCUAUAUGAUUUUAAUUGGAUACAUUAUGAUAAUUUCUCGUGAUAUUAAGAUUACGUAAGCGAAGAGUGACACCGAAAUAACCACAUUCAUAAGGCGACUUAUCUAUUAUACAGUAGUGUUGUUAUUUUUGGAACGAAGUACCUUUUUCGGACGGUACGCAUUAGGCGGAUGAGGGCAAGACCACCAAUCAAGAAAAUAAUUAGUAAAGUUACAGGACUGACUUACAAGAUUGUGAUAAAUACUCAGAGCUAAGCAGUAUAGUACAGCUUUUAUUUCAUCGUGUCGGAGAAAUUGAAGACCACGCGUUGAAAACGCAAACCAAGGAUCUCUUUAAGAAAGUCAAGCUCCUCUCAAAUAUAAAUCAAACCUAAAACCUGGGAAACGAAAUACGAGUUUAAGACCGUAUUUCAUAAUUUAAUCAUACUCUAUCGCAUAAUACUUAUGCAGAUUAAUUUCAUGCGAUAACGUAAAUUUAAAAUCCCCCAUUAUUAUCUGAAGUAAUCUGCUAUUACUGAGCUUAAAGACAGGAAAGUUUCUGGGCCUGAUCAAUAAUUAACUGUUGAAAUCAUAAAAGCCAUGGGGACGGCUUCAGCCGUAAGUAUGAUGUAUGAGAUCUGUGACACUGGCAUACCGGUGACCCGGCGAUUGAGCAAAAUCAAUUACUCUGCCACUACAUAAAAAAGAAUCAACUUUAAAGUGUGACACUUAUAGGAUAAUAAAAGGUAAAGGGACUCGUGAACAGCUCUUAAAUGUCCGAUAAUUGAUUAAAAAACCCUACAAAUUCAAGACUCCUGAUGUAGGAAGGCUAAAGGGGAAGAUCUUCCUCCGACCUGGGUGAUGUUAGCUCGAGGACCGCGGUCCGACUGAUGUUGGUCGGGCAUCGUAUAUAUGGAGUGUUAGCCUCAGAAUUUCUGUUGCGCGAUGUAGGCACAUCACUCCCUUCCGAGACCGGAGGUCGAUAGUCUGUGCAGUUUCAGCAGUCAGUGCGUCAGAGCUUGCAAGUGCCAGGGUGCUGCAGGAUGCCCCAGUCUGCGGUGAGUCGAGACGGGUGGGGUGAAGGCGUGUCACCAGUGCUGCAGAGUUGCUCCAGUCUACUGUGACUCGAGACAGGUGGAGUGUGACAGUGGGUCCGAGCUGCUGGUGUGCAGGGCUGCCACGCCGGUGUGCUUGCGGCCGACAAGUGAGGUACUGGUCGUGGGCUGCGGAGACCAGGUCGGGAUGAUGCCGUCGGUUGCCAGGAAGCUUCGUUGAGAGCUGCGAUGGAACCGUGAGGCUGAUGCUGGCUUGCUGUGUGACUGCUGAUGUUGCUUGCUGCUGCUGUGCUCAGUCGAGGGUCAGCGGUGUAGGAAGGCCAAAGGGGAAGAUCUUCCGUCGAGCUGGUUGAUGUUAGCUCGGGGGCCGCGGCCCGACUGAUGUUGGUCGGGCACGAUGCCCGAUAUAUGGAGUGUUAGCCUCAGAAUUUCUCUUGCGCGAUGUAAGCUUCCAUACGUUGUGAUCGCAGCGCCAGUAGCGCCAUCGCUUGAGGAGGCGAGUGACUAUUUCCUCCAUGCUAAUUAUAUGUGGGGCACGUAGAAUUCGCCGCCACACUGUCAUUUUGUACUUCAUUGACUACAGCAAUCGGUUCCGUCGGCGGUUCAGCCCAUCGUAGGUGUUAAAAUGCUGGUCAAAACUGCUUAUGGUAUCGUUAAGACAAUCUCGUUGUAAGAGCACUUCUAUAGGGUUGUUUCGUAUUCAUCCUAUGACGUCUCAUCCCAAGCAUUAUUUUUUCUUACUCUUACUCAACUUAUUUUUGUUCCUUACUCUACCCACAAAAAUAUUUCAAUUGAAAUUCUUUAUUCAUCAAACCUGUAUUUCUAGGUCAACUCAUUCCAAAAUCACGUAAAAAAUGUAAGGUUUGUGUGUAAGGUCUAAACAAAAACAUUGUUUGUAAAAAUAUUUCAAAGCUCAGUUUACUUUGCUUUUGUAUUGUUUUAAGCAUUUUAACGGAUGGAAAUCUGUCAAAAUCAUAUACCUAUUACAAAAACUUCUUAUAACACUAAAUUCUUGCUGACAAACAAGAAGUGUUAGAACGGUAGAUCGAAUACUUUGUGAAAAUAAAUGAUUGCGUCUAGGCUGUUGACACUGUUAGUGAACCUGGGAUAGGCUCGGUGACACUGCAGAAGAGUUAUCAUUUCUAUUGAUGAGAUAGAAUGGUUGGUAUGAAAUCUGAAAAAUGGAAAAGCAGCGGGAAUUGACUUGGUUUAUGCGGAGAUGAACAGAAUGGGUGGUGUUUAGGUAAAGGAAGCUUUCUUGUAUUUAUGCAAUCUUUGCUGGGAAACUACAUAGAAGGGUUCUAACGGACUGGAAGCGCGCAGCCAUCAUUUCCUUGUAUAAAGACAAGAGUUUGCGCUUAUACUGCGCGACCUACAGAGUCAUUAGUUUGAUUAUGAAAAUAAUUGAAAGGAGAAUGAGGGUGAAAUCCGAUGGAAUGCUGUGGGAGGCAUAGAAGUGAUUCCGGAAUGGAAGGGGGGACACUGAUCAAGCUUUCUCGCAAUAUUGGGGAGAGUUCUCGACGAUAAUGUGGAGGAAAAUGCUUAUUCUCGCUCUGGACGGGAAGGUAUUUUUGCGGUUUUGUGGAUCUUGUGAAAGCAUUUGACUGAGUUAUGCGAAAGGAUAUCUGGAAUGUACUGCUAAGAUAUGGGAUCCAUGGUGCCCUGGUGCGUGCUGUGAAAUCAACUUAUGAAGAUUGUACAACAUACAUGCAGUUUGUCGCCCAGGGGGCCUACUGCCUAACGGGAUUGCUAUGGCUAUAUGUAUAGCUUAUGAAUUAAUUUUGUUAUUUCUGACUCUUUUUUUCUUUUGCAUUGGUAAUAACGAUAAAAAAAUGAGCGUUAGUUUGGCAUCAAUGUUAGUGUAAAGCAGGGCUGCGUGCUGUCAGCCCAGCUGUUUAGCUUACUCGAACUGUCUCCAAAUGUUAAGGUAGGUUUGCGAAUGGGUGAUCCAGUUGUUAACUGCUUGCUGUAAGCUGAUGACGCCGUAGUAGUUGCAAACAAUCCAAUUGAUUUGCAGACGCUGACGCAUCACAGUAUUGAACGAUGAUUAUAAAUUUCAAGUAGAUAUUAAUUUAAUAUAUGAUACACUUAUCACUUUCUAAAAUAUGAAAAAUAUGUUUGACGACUAUUAAUUCAUAAAUUCUAACUAAACUACAUAAUAAUAGAUAAUAGAAGACAUAUUGCGGACAUAGAUACCUCUUUUCUUGUGGGUUACAGGACGGGGUAUUUAUUAAAACCGACAAAAUGUCGAGAUGGUGAAUAAAAAUAUUCAUUAUAAUAAAAUGUUACUAAAAAUAUAAUUAUUUGGGUAUAUAGUAUAGUGUUUUAGAUUUUUAUGUUAUACUUGAAAACUUUAUUUUUAUUGAUUUAUAAUUGAUAUUUAAAUAAAAUCUUAAUAAAUACCUAUUAUAUGAUUAUUAAAUUAUCAAUUUAUAUUUGAUUUAAAAAAUGUAUAGUAUAACUGAUAAACUGAUAGUAUUUAAACGCGAAUAUCUUAAAAUAGCAUGUUUGUAUUGAAUGAAAUUCUAUUUUUUUUGUGAAUAUGCCCAUGUAUAAAUCUUUUAAUUUGCAGUGCUUGAAAAGAGUAAGUGAGUUGUAAGAUCAUUCUUAGUUUUAAGAUAUGAGUAAUUUGUACACUUCAUUAGCAAUGUUUCAUCAGGAGCGACAGUGCCCCUGGCUUUGACGGCUGUACUCCUGUACUAUUGAAACGGAUUAAACACAUGGUAAUAAAACCCUUAACUCACAUAUUUAAUUUGAGUAUGACCUCUGGCAUCUUUCCUCACUGCUGGAAGCUAGCAAUUGUCACUCCCAUACACAAAGACGGUGAUAAAAAUUCUCCCAAAAAUUACAGGCCUAUUUCAUUGCUAAAUAUAUUCUCAAAGAUCUUGGAGAAAAUUGUUAACAAGCGUCUCACAACAUUCCUUGAAUCGAAGAAUUUGCUUUCCAAUAAUCAAUUUGGAUUCAGGAGAGGCAGGUCUACCGAGGAUGCGGUUAUCGUCUUGAUAGAAGCGGUGUCUAAGGCUUUGGAUAAUAAUCUGCGUUGCAUUGGUAUUUUCCUCGACCUUGCCAAGGCCUUUGACACCGUGUCAAUUCCGAUUCUACUGCGAAAAUUGGAGGCCAGGGGGAUAAGAGGUACGGCCUUGGAGUGGUUCCGUAGUUACCUGUCGGGUCGUCGUCAGCGCGUGAGGGUCGGUUCGAACAUGAGCUCUCAGUUGGAUUUGUGUGGGAAUCCCACAAGGCUGCAUUCUUGGACCCACGUUGUUUUGCAUCUAUAUGAACGACACACUGGAACUGUCUUCUAUGAAAGCUGAUGUAAUCUGUUACGUGGACGACACAGCUGUCAUCUUUCAUGAUAAGUCAUGUGACAGUGUUCUCAAAACCGCUGAACAUGGCAUGGCGAUUGUUUGGAGAUGGUUGAAUGUGAAGCUUCUGUCACUUAACCACAUGAAAACAAAAUUGAUUGCUUUUCACAAAACGGACGCAUCCAAACCAUCAGGUCUUACUACUUUGACAGUACAUACUUGUGAUUCGCGUUCGAAUAUCUAUAACUGCAUCAACAUAUGUAGAGUGGAUGCCAUUAAAAUAUCUAGGGGUAAUCGUUGAUGAAAAACUUAAUUUCAAGAAACAUCUGUCAUGGCUAUCUGGUAGGGUUAGAAGAAGUAUACACUUCAUGAAAGCGCUUCAACACAGCGCAACUAAGGAGACUAUGCUUCUAGUAUAUAAAGCACUUACUCAAUCCUUGAUUUGCUACUGCUGUCUGGCCUGGGGUGGAGCUAAUAAAUCAAGCAUGAUGCUAGUCGAACGAUCUCAGCGCGCUGUAUUAAAAGUAAUGUUUCACAAACCAUUUAGGUAUCCCACCGAUGUUCUUUAUAAAGAGUGCAGCUUGUUAAGGGUUCGUCAGAUCUUUAUUGUAAAAUCGAUACUUGCUAUGCAUGGAAAAGUGUCUGCAUCACCAGAUUAUAAAACUCUUUGCCUUAGACGUAACUUUCGGAUUCCAAUGCCUAUCACGCAUACGUCAUUCAUCCAACGCCAUUCCACAUUUUUUCAUCCUUUCAUUUACAACAAGAUUUGUCGCUUCUUUGCUAAUCUUCACCUUCAGUCUAUAAUUUGUGUCAAAAGGAUGGUUUCCUCUAGGCUCAUGGAUCUGUCAUAUCAGGAAACAGUGGACAUAAUCAAGCCUGUAAGUUGACUACUUACUUAACAAUGGGUGAGUUGAAAAUUAUCACAGGCACACACCCAUGCGCGCAUACACAUACACUCACAUACACACAUCCACACUCGCACACACACAGACUCACACUCACAUAUACACACAUAGAGUAAUUAUAAUUCGAGGAUUUUUUAUUAAAUAUAUGCGUAACUUGUAAAAAUAUUCAGUAAAAAUGUUUAAAGUUACUUUAAUAAUUUUACUAUUGUCAUAUUUUUUUUCUUAAUGUCACUCGAACAUUUAUGUAUUACCGUAACUCACAAUGUGGUCAACAUUGUGAGUUACGGUAAUACAUAAAUGUGUCCCGAGUUUUGUCAACAUAAAAUAUUGUAAUGCGAAUCAUUUAGAAAAACUGAAAUGUUAGGUCUUUGCGUUACGAGCUGAGCUCAGUGCAAAAACCAAUGUUUAAUUGUAAGCCAAGUUAAAAUUUUGUAUUGGUGAAUAAAUAUAUUUUUGAUAUUUUGAUUUUUGAAUGUUUCUUCAUCUUUAAGCUUCUUAACAACCGAAUGCGAAGAAAACUCUUCACAUUGAGUUGUAAGCCAUUCUUUACUUUCAAAAUGGGUUUCUUUCCUUUCAAAAUGAAAGAGGGAAACCCAUUUUCGUAUUUUAUAUGAAAUUUAAAGCCGUUAUAUAACAACAUUUGACGCCAUAUAGUGUUUGCAGAUAACGUAAAUCAUUAUCACGAUCGUUGUGCACAAGAUGCACUUAGUAUGUCAGCUAAUAACCUAAUGAACUGACUAGAUGUCAUUUUUUUAUUUUUUAUUUAAUGGUAUGUUCACAUAUUUGACUUUCUGCAACAUUGUUAAAACAAUGAAAACCGGUUUGGGAGUGCACACAGACACAUCUAUAUAUACAAAUAAUUUUUUAAAUGAAAACCAUUGUAAAAUUAGCUUCGAAAACUCAAAUAUUUACUCACAUAGACGCCUUAGAUUUCUCUACAGCUGUGGGGAGUGGUCUCAGCAUGGUAUCGAAAGCUGAUCUUGGCAUCCCGAGGAUUCCAACAACCACGCCUAGUUCACUCAGUUUCUCCUCUGGACCUGCUACUGCUUGGAGCAUGUAGUGAAGUCUUGGGGACAUUCUGAAAACGGAAACAGGUUUUCUGCGUUAAAGUUGCCUCAUCAUAGCGUGAAAAAAAAUGUAAACUUUUUUUUUAUAAAAAAAUAUUAUCGAUUUUAUAAAACAAAAGACUACGAAUCAUUGAAGUAAUUUUAUUUAUUAAGAUUGGUUCCUGGUAUAUCGCGUGGUAUGGAACCUUAAAUAUUCUUAUAUUUUAGAGUAAGUAUUUUACAAUUUUCAGUUAUUUUAGAUAUUAUUAUUUGAAUAUUUUCUCAAAUAAUUUAAAAUUGUAAAACUUAAACUUAAAUUUCGAAAGGGGGAGAACUGAUCAUUCUCCAAGAGAAGUACCACCCUGUUGUCUCAUCUACAGGGUCUAACAUAUUGAAAAUUACAACUUAUUAAUAUAGUACUCCUACUCUAACCAUAAAAUACACGAAAACCUUCCUAUAAAACGUUUUUAAUAGUGGCGUGGUGGAGUUUUUACAGGUUCAGCAACGCGCAUGUGAUAAUUUUGGUGUUGCAGGCGCCCAUAGGCUACCUACCAUGUCCAAUAUGUCCAAAGACCGCUUUCCAUCAGCGGACAGAGUACUUGUUUUAACUCCCAAAUACUAUAGAAAAGUGGCUUACUGCUGUACUUUGAUAACACCUAGUCCCAUCAUGCGGUAGUCGAUGGGCCGGUGACAAAAAACUUCAUUCAUCAGGGGUGAGCGUGUAUUGAGUUUCUUGUCAUAGCGCAGGCAGUGUCCAAGUAGAACCACACGCUCCUCUUUUGCCAUAUUGUUGAUGUAACCCGUUUUCAAAGUGUGCUCCACCGCGUUGAAUAUCUCCGAUUUGAAUAUGCGGUUUGUUUCCAAUUCUAAUUUAAUUAUUAAUAAGACUUAAUUAAGGCAAAAAUAGGCAGUAUAGAAAGUAAUCUACAUACAAAGUGCGCUCGAGAAACGCACACAUAGACACCGCCCACGGACACGAUAUUUCGAACUAGUUCCGACCACUGCGAACGCGUGUUCCAUCCGCUUGAGACACGCGUCUGUGAACCUUUGUGCAAAAAUCGAGCAACAAAAAUCAAGUUAAUAUCUCUUCAGUAGACAGGUUUUUAUAUUCAACAUUAAACGGUGAAUUGCCGUUUUUUUAAUCCAAACAUAUAAUAAAAUGGUAGGAAAGUCAAAACUGUACAUUGAUUAUUUUUUUAAAGAAUACUUGUGGUGCGAUCUACAAUCGAUACCGAAGGCAAAAAUAUAGUUUUUAGAAUUUUAGUCUGUUUGUCUGUAUGUAUGUCCGAGAUAAACUUAAAAAGUACUGCAUGGAUUUACUUCAAAUUUGGCACGAAUAUUAUGAAGUAGUCAGGUCAACAUAUAGGCUACAUAUCAUCAUGCUGUCACUUACAUGCUGUUACUUAGCUUAGGUAUGCAAAGUGAAGUACAUACAUGGGAUUACCUUCUGUACUCUCUAUUUUGUGAGUGAGGUGUCCUCAUAUGAUGGAGUAGGCCAUAGCAAUGCAUUUGAUUACCAACUGGUAAAGAGUAAUUAAAGUAGGGAAGCAAAUGAUCAUCUGUUUAUUAGUGUCAAAUUCCCAUUGCUAGGGCACACACAGGCCUUCCCUAGGGAGGAUAAAUAGCCUAUCACGCCAGUGCGGAUUGGUGAGAGCUAAGCUAACGACUGUAUAUUAGCCAUAUUCAACGACUUUACGUAACUACGUGUAUUUCUAAACACGGAAGAGCUGGAGAUAAAAGAUCUGUGGUCACUUAUUCUAAUGACCGCCCAUUGUGAGUGUUACUACAAUCACAUGAUAUGGUGAUGCAUGAACGCGCUAUUGACUUAAUUUUAUAGCUAGGUUUAUUUUAUAUUAUGCUUCUUAAGUGUUCUUUUUGAAAAAAAAAAACUUAUAUUCGUUCCGUACCCACAUACAGUUUAAUUAAGGCUGUUAAACAUAGGUUACUAGGUAUUUAGUUAUAUAUAUUAGAAAAUAUUUUUUAAAUAAAAAUAUUUACCGAUAUAGUUACCAACCUAUUUGAUUAAAGGACUUUCUCCCCAGAGCCAACCAAACAAUUUGUACGCACAUUCUAAGCAAUGUUUCAAAUAGUCGUGCGUCUUUGUCUGAUAAAGAUCUACGUUUCUUCGCAGGCCCCAUAUGGUGGAAUUUCCGCAUGUCACUUCCACCUGAACAAACGAUGUUUGUAAACGUUUGGAAUUUCAUCAAAAUAUGCAAAAAAGACUUCGUCACAUUGCCUACCUGAAGCAAAUGUCAGCCUAAACCCAAUCCCGUACCCCAUGGAGCCCUGGAAUAAUAUAUUAGUAUACCCCAGCACCUAAGAUAUGAAGGAAAGAAGAUUUUAGUCAGCAGGACCAAAAUAACUUAAUAAUAAUAAUUUUCUUUAUUGUAAUACAACAUACAAGACACACAAGUAUAUUAAAAAACAUGAUAGAUAGAACGCACACAAUAUAGGCGGCCUUAUUGCUAGGCAGCAAUCUCUUCCAGGCAACCCAUAAUACAAAGAUAAAUAAAUAUGAAGGAGAAAAGGAGCGGUGUUAUAGAAAAUAAUAAUAAUAAUAUCAAUGGCAGGAAAACAGAUAUAUCUAAGGAAGGAAAAAGAGAGGAUGAAGGAAAUUUCUUACAUUACUGUUGGGAUAACAAAUAACUCCGAACUUGAUCCCUAAACGAGUUCAGAGUGCGAGCCCUUCGAAUAGUUUCUGGCAAAGAGUUCCAUAGACAGAAUACACAGAGAAGGAAUAGGAAAAGAAAUCAGUAGAAUGACUUGGAAUUUCAAGAGAUAGGUUAGAAGAAGAUCGCAAAGUGCGCUGUCAAGUAGAAAAGAGAAACGAGAAGCAUUCUUUUAGGUAAUGAGGAGAAGUGGGUAAGAAAAGUACGGAGUAAAGAAGCGUAAGAGUGUGUAAGUCCCUGCGCCGGCGAAUAGGGAGCCAGUUAAGUUUAGAACGGAAGUAUGAGAUGUGGUCAUAUUUACGAAGGUUGAAAAUAAAUCGGAUACAUAAGUCCUGCAGACGCUCUAUCUUAUUUAAGAGUUCUUCAGUAAGAUCUGUAUAACAGGAAUCAGAGUAGUCAAUGAUAGUCAGUAAAAGAGUCUGCGCCAGAGUGAUUUUGGUGGUGGUCGGCAAAUAGUUACGUAAUCGGUUGAGCAAGUUGUAUGCAGCAAAAAUUUUCUUUCUGAUCGUCUCCACCUGAGGUCUCCAAGAAAAACAUUGAUCACAGACAAUUACUUAAGUAGACAAUUACAAAAAAUAGUUUGUUUCGCCGGUUCUUCUCAGAAAGGUCUCCCAAUAUUGGAACCGGUGGUAGUUUACGGUAGUUAGGGUCAAAUAAAUAAACUUAAAAUUACAAAAAAGAAUUAAAUAAAGGAGGGGAGAAGGAGGCACCGUAGCACAGGGGCAGAUUUGAACAUGUUGAUUUCUGAACGUAACUUUAUGUUAAUUUAUGCCGUAACUACAUUUUAUUAUUGGCAGCACUAGCUGUGACAAACGUCAAGUAACAAAGCGCGCGCGUUUCGUUUUCAAAAAGAUUUAUAACCUGUGGUCGUAUUUGUACUGGAGAAGUAAAAAAAUAAAAUAAAUGUUGUAAGGGAUUUACUAUCACGUGAGUAAAGGUUUCCAACUAAAUCUUUCACAAAAUUGUGCACUACUUAUUAGUUUUCAAUCCACCUUGUAGUUUUUGCUUGCCAGUUAUUUCACUUUUUUUUGUAAUAUUUUAUCUUCCAAGUGACCAUGGGGCAGAUUUGAACAGGACGAUCAAAUGCAAACUUAGCUCCAAGAAGUGAACUAUUUUUAGAACGACGUUUUUUGUGGUUUAGAAGUUUGACAGUAUAAUAUAAUUAUAAUAACAAUAAACUUAAACACUUGUACAAUAUUAUUUCUUAUGUUAACAAGGAGGAAGUCAGACACAAUUAAAAAUUACUAUUUGUAUUUUUGUUACUGUAAUGCAAGAUUUUAGAAGUUUCGUAUAAGUUUAUUUUAUAUUUUAAUAACAAUGAAUAUCAUUAUAAUAAAGAUAAAUUAUUCUAUCCUCUUUUUUUCUGCUUUACCCAUUGUUCAGAACUGCUCCAUGUCGAUUCAAAUGUGCCCCCCUUAGGGAGGCAGAUUUGAACAAAUUUGUGUUUUAUAAAAACACAUUAUUUCUCUUUAACGGUUUCAGCAAAUUCAAACAUUACAUCAUUUUUAUAUUAACAAAGGAGUAAGUAAGCUAAGAAAACUAUGUUUUUUCAACUUCUCUUUACAGUUGAUUUUUUAUGAGUCCAAAUAUGAAAAAUGUGCUAACGUGCCACCCUCUCCCCUACUUUAUUAAUUUAAUUAGCAAAUAGAUUCAAGUAUAAACAAUAAAGUUUUAAAAAUCUUCCAAUGAAAAAUCCGAACUCUCAAUAAAAGUCUUUCGAAGGUGGCUCGACAAAGUAAAUAAAAAAUCAUUAUUUUCACGACGCAUUCUAGCAAAGGGUGCGAAACGUCAAUAAAUAAAUAAAUUCAGUGCAUCUAACCCGUAAAAUUUGUUUUAUUUAAAUAAAAAUAUUAUAAAAUAUAAUAUAAAAUUAUAUAACUGUUGAUUGGCAAAUGGCAAGUUUAUUUUUUAUUGUUGCUAAAACAUCAAAAUAUAUUGUAUUUAAUAGGUAACUAAAGCAGCAAUAAUUGUUCUGUUUACAUUAUUAAGUAUUUUGUGGGUACUUUAUUUCAAGAGGAAUCAGUUACAAGUAAAUUGGUGUAAAAAGUCCACCACGAUAUCACGAAUAUCAUGUAUAACUGGACUGAUUGUCAUUUGCCAUAGUGAUUGAGUUGACGUUCUAAGCUGCCACACACUAAAAAUAUAAUAUAUAUUUUUUUAAUUUCUUCAUGACCUUCAGUCGUAUACAUAGAUAAUACAAAACAAUGAAGAUUUAUAAAGAAAGAAUUUGAAAGUAACAAUUAUAACUUUAUGGUUUGUCAUACUUUUAUUAUUUAAACAAAAUUAUGACAAAUUGGAAAAAGGGAGUUUAAGAACUUAUUUCUAUUUAAUUAUUUACAAUAACAGGGUGGCCAGCAUUCUUACAAAAUUGUUAAAUUUUAAAACACGAUUUAAAAUUAAUCGGAGAUAAAAAAAGUAUCCGUUAAUGUUAUAAUACAAAAAGAGCUCUCAAAUGAUAUAUGUCUCGUCGCUGCCGGAAAUCGACUACCAUUUUUGAGCCAUCUCCUUUAUUACUAUCAUUGAAACCGCACUUCGUCACAAUAACAUCGAUUAUAAUUUCUGUCUACGUUUUGUAUUAUAUUAACGUAUACAAAUGUUAUUUUAGAGUUAACACAGGUUUCUAAGGCCAAUAAAAUGAUUUUUUCAAUAUGGAAAAUUGAAAUAAGUUGGCGUUUCAAUAUUUGACGCGACCAAAGCUUCCUAAAUACGUUCCCGCAACUGCGGAUAAUGUCCACGAUUCUCAUAAUUUUGUUAAUCCAACAAGUUUGAUGAAAGUAUAGUAUACUAAGAACAUGUUAAUACAUGUAAUAAAUAUAAACUAAAAUGAAGACAUUAUUUUAAAAUUAGUUAAAUACAUGUAAUAUACCUUGGUGUAAACAAGGGGUAAGGGUCUAUCAAAGACAAGCUUUAGAUCCAUAGAGCAACAUAAUCCGGAUGGACGUCCAUAUCAACAUAAAUGUAAGCUUACCUGUAAGUAAUAUGCCGAAUAUAGAAUAAGCGCCCUUAUAAACCGUUCGGUUGUCGGAAGGUGUAGCAUAUUUAUUAGCAGAGGGCUCAUAAUUUGCACGGGGGCUGUGUAUAAUGCGAUAUCUUUCACGUCCUGGAAAUUACAAAAAGUUAAAUCAUGUAGUACAUAACUAUAUUUACUUGAUAGUUAUUAAAUUUCCUCUUCACCUACUAAGUGUCAUGAUUAUUAUGAUUUAAAUAAUCGUAAAAUUUAUUUAUCUUAAAGCCUUGUUCGGAUUCAGACGAAUCGCGCAGGUAGGUCCCUUGCGUCAGCACCAUCUUACAAGUUUUGAAAUAUGUUGCAUAAGACACAUCACACGAUGUAAAAAUCCAAGCUCAACUCUUGUGUGACACGUGGGUGCUGAGUCGCGUGGUUUACGCGUCGUGGUAGCAUGCGCGUGCCGUCUGAAGGCCUAAUCUAGCA